Molecule: messenger RNA, 1548 nt
Organism: Lathyrus sativus (Indian pea)
Lineage: Eukaryota; Viridiplantae; Streptophyta; Magnoliopsida; Fabales; Fabaceae
Source: the annotation of a GenBank genome assembly
AUGUUGUUCGCAUCUUCAUUCCUAUUUUUACCCUUAUUAUUAAUAUUUAUAUCUUCCAUUCUAUUUACCUCUUUUGCAUCCAUUCAUAUCUAUAAUCAUGAACCUUUUCAAGAUGUCGGUAAUGCUUUUCUUCUCUCCGGCGGCAGCGAAGGCAUCGCCGCCUCCCUCACCGCCGAUGCUCAUCCCGAUUCCAUCCACGAUGGACGUUCUUACAUUCGAUUUGAGAAUAUAACCUUUAGGAGAAGAAAAUAUGAAGCCAAGGCGCGAGGGACAGUGCCGGUACACAUUAUUAUUUUUGAGGCUGCUGAUCGUGAUGAUAUAGGCGGUUCUGUUUACGGCGGGCAACGAGCAAUCUGUUGCACCCGUGAUUUAGCAAAGAUGGGAGGUUGUAAGCAAGGAGAGGUUAUCAGGAGACCUUCUGCAACGGAUAUUAAUUGGCCAGUCAUUGUAGAUGUUUAUUUCAAGGGGAAAUCCCGAAUUGCUAGUUUAGAUUCUAAAGAGGUUCCUAUCACGAAGACUGGAAUGUAUAAUUUGUUUUUUGUAGCUUGUGACCCCAAGCUCAAGGAAAUUGUAAUGACUGGGAAGACAAUCUGGAAAAACCCUGAUGGGUUCUUACCUGGUAGAAUGGCCCCAUUAAAGAAGUUCUAUGUAUUUAUGGCACUGGCUUAUAUCUUCCUUGGCAUGAUUUGGCUCCUUCAGUAUGUGAGGUUUUGGGAUGAUAUACUGCAACUUCAGCACUGUAUAUCCGCUGUCAUUGGUCUUGGAUUGUUUGAGAUGAUUCUCUGGUAUUCUGAGUACGCCAAUUUCAACAAUACUGGAGUCAGGCCUAUUAUGGUCACAACAUGGGUUGUUACAAUUGGGGCUAUAAGAAAAACGAUAGCAAGGCUUCUCAUUCUCUCUGUUUCCAUGGGUUAUGGUGUUGUGCGACCCACUCUUGGCGGUCUUACAUCAAAGGUCCUUUUACUUGGAAUAACUUACUUGCUUGCAUCAGAGUUGCUGGACAUUACUGAAUAUGUGGGGACCAUCAAUGAUGUAUCAGGAAGGGCAAGGCUCAUUCUAGUUCUUCCUGAUGCUUUCUUGGAUGCGUUUUUGAUUUUAUGGAUUUUUACUUCUCUGUCAAAAACACUGGAACAGUUACAGGCAAAACGGAGUUCUGUUAAAUUGGAUACAUACAGGAAAUUCUCAAAUGCACUACUAGUAACGGUGAUCUCCUCAGUUGUUUGGAUAGGAUAUGAGGUUUACUUCAAAGCAACAGAUCCAUUUAAUGAACGCUGGCAAAGUGCUUGGAUCAUCACUGCAUUUUGGGACGCUCUUGCAUUUGCACUACUCUGUGUAAUAUGUUAUCUCUGGGCGCCUUCCCAGAGCUCUCAAAGGUAUGCAUACUCAGAAGAAGUGGGAGAAGAUUCUGAUGAUGAAGAAGCUAUGUCUCUAACUAAGGGAAAGCAAGAAGGUCAAGGAGAACUAAGUUUAGUCAGGCAAGAGAAGAAUGCCCGAACUGAUGCAUCUUCUGAUGAAGACAACGAAUCAGACGAGGAUAAAAGAGAAUGA